UGUGAAUGCGUGCGUGUGUGAAUGCGAACAAGUUGCUAUUCCCCCCCCCCCCCUCCCCACCACCACCCACUCCCCGAAUCCAUUCCACAUUAGCAGUGGAGGUUUGUCGCGUCGCCGGUGAGUAAGUCAUCUUUCAGUGCCAAGCGGCGAGAAGAAAAACAACACUUCCAAAUCAACGCGACUUCAAUGAACUCGAAAAUAACAAGUUUGCUACCUACGCACAUCCGUUGAAUAGAAGCCACGACGACGCAGUUGAAGCAUUUUCGCUUUUCAUUUUGUUGGGGUGUUCUCGUUGCUGCAGUCGAGGGUCUCUCUAGCAGCUGUUGUUUUUUUUUUUUUUUUUUUUUUUUUUUUUUUUGGGGGGGGCCUGUCAGUUGUAAAGAGACCCGUGUGCCUUAUCGCAUAUGUGCAAAUUCGCUCCUGUUGGCUAAUGAAGUUGUAUCCGCCGUAUAGGAGCCGGCAAUUAAAACGUAUUUGUAAGGGGAUAAGCCAUAAGCUAGUCAAGUCAACAUGCUAAAGACGCUGACCAAGAAGCUAAGAAGACACUCGCUCAAUGAGAUGCACCCUUUCCAACUCAAGUUUUCUUACCAUGGCAGUGGUGAGGGUGGUGAGAGUGAUGACUCUGAGGGUGAAAACCAGGAGCUUGCACAAAUUGAUAGAGAGAGACGGAGAAAUUGUGCCCUCACCCCCUUGGCUACAAGCCAGCAGCACAACCAGGGAGCCCUCUCGCCAGCUCGUCUACGACGUCUCCGCCUGCUUCUUGACGCUAAUCUGGAUCGCCACUCUUCAGAGGAAGAGCUGGAGCGAAUCAGCUAUGGUGACAACAGGAAGUGGAUAUCUGCACUUCCCCAGCGUCACGGUGAUCACCACAGCAGUGCGUCCAGCGACGAGGAAGUGCGGGACUUAUGUGGCUGCGGUUCGACCGCUGCCACCACCAGGCCUGUGGUCGAGCCCGAUGCUUGUCUGGCUGCCUCCUCCAGUCCUGUGCUCUUCAGCUCCAGCCCACCGUGCAGCAUCAAGCCACCCCCAAUGCGCUUUCAGCUCCAAGUGGUCCAACCAGUCACUCGACCUAUUAUCUUGACCCAUUUUGACCAAUCAGCACCUUAUAGAAAGUACCGGCACAACUACAGUGGCGAGUUGGGGAGGCCCAGUCUUGAUUUAGAGAAAAUGCAACAGAAAAUGCUGCUGAAAAAGAACUGCGGAGGGAAAACUCGAACCAUAAAGAUUCGGACUUUGACCGGCAGUCGUCCUCCACCCAGGUACACGUACGAUCCCUCCAUUUUUGCCUUCCGGUCUUUAAGCACCGUGCCCCUAUCCGAGGAUCCUCCCUGCUCAUGAAGAAAUUGACCCACUGGUAGAUGAAGCCUAUCCAUCCUUCUCUAAAAGAAAAAAUGACUGUUGUGAAACAGACAUUUGUUUGCUGGCCCAACUAUUGCACACUCAGGUAUUCCUACCCUGUAACAAUGUCACUUUGAUUUUUACUUUACAAGUCAGAUCAGCUUUUGGAGAAUACAACAGCUUAAAUGUAACAUUUCUAAGGAUAUUUCAGGUUUUUGUAUGUAUAGUUGACCCGUGAAUAUAGCCUGGGAUUGAAAGAGAGGAAGGCGGUGAGCACAUGGGGUGUGAAGUGACAAGUAUGACCUGAAUUUAGCUUUGGAUUGGAUCACUUUCAAGGGAAAUAAUGCAUGUAAGACAAUCAAAUGGUUCCAAGGUUUCUUCCUUCAGUGUGAUAUAUUGACAUCUUAUAAGGUUAUUGGUAACUUCCUCUUCUAAACAUGGUGAAGUGGGUCAGCUGAUAUCCAAAUGUUUAGAUGCUUUGUCAUAUUUGCCUACCUGGAAAACAACUUCUUUGGAUGUGUUAUUUCUUUGAAUAUGCAGGUAAUGAUGAGCUGUAACAACAUGUAUGAUUGUAGUUAAAUCUAGCUGACCUUUGAUGUCCGUUUUUCAAUGAAUAUGUCAUUGUUAGUCUGAGUCAAAGUACUUGUAUCCUCUUUCCUUGCAUGGAUUCCACUGUUUUCCACAGGUACAUGGUGAGACUAAGGAGUAAUGACUAGUUUGCUGCACAUUUGGCAAGUGUAAUUGGUGCUGUUUUGCAUAGCCAACUUGUAGUGUGCCAUUUUAUUUUUCCAUAUUGUACCUCAUUACUUUUUAGGUAGAAGAGGACCACUGGUAUAUGUCUCUCUAAUGCCUUGAAAUAACAUUCCUGGUGUGUUAAAUGGAACUGAAGUAGGUCUGAGCUCAUGACUUGAGCUGAUCCAUCGAUUGAAAACCAACGUCACCACUGUAACUAAGAUUUUGCCGAAAUGAAUGUAACAUUGUGACAAGUUUGUCAUCCCUUGUUGCAGAAAAGGAAUCAAUAAAUGUUCUGUGGCCUCUUGUUUAA
Messenger RNA from Phycodurus eques (leafy seadragon), 2383 nucleotides. RefSeq lists its product as uncharacterized. The transcript is spliced from 5 exons. The record is from RefSeq and is a predicted model, not a curated record. The coding region runs from base 511 to 1338 and encodes 275 amino acids. Lineage: Eukaryota; Metazoa; Chordata; Actinopteri; Syngnathiformes; Syngnathidae.